GUAUAGGGAUAUAAAGGAAGCAGAUUCAAGAAUAGGUUUCAAACAAAGCAGAUGCUUUAGGAAACAAGACGUUCUGGAAAGUCAGCUCCCAAAACCUUCAAAACGAAAAGGUGUUGCUUCUUCUGAAUUGGCUUUGGGUCUUCAAGCAGCCUAGUCCAGCAGUUGGUUUAUAUAGGAAAGGGCAAAGAUAGAUUACUGUUCCAAGCUAGGAUAUGCAAAAGGGACCUAUGGAAAAGUGGCCUAGAGAAAAAGAAAGAGCUUUCUAAAUCAGAAACAAAAGCAAUGUAUAAAGAGGACUCAUCUGAAUGUUUAAGCAGAAGCUAGACCCCUCUCUAUCAAGGAGUCUUUAAUUUGGUCUUGUGCACUGAGCAGUGAUGUGCCCUAAAUGAAUUCUUCUGCCUCUUCUGAGAAAUGAUGUCUACACCGCCUUUAGCAGGGCCAGGAUUGCCUUCUGGUCCAUUUUCUGGGCCUCAGGGUCAGGCUGCACGAGAAGUGAACACAGCUUCGUUGUGUCGCAUUGGUCAAGAGACUGUGCAAGACAUUGUAUUCCGCACUAUGGAAAUCUUCCAACUGUUAAGAAAUAUGCAACUUCCAAAUGGUGUUACCUAUCAUACGGGCACAUAUCAAGACAGAUUAGGAAAGCUGCAAGAACAUCUGCGCCAACUCUCAAUACUGUUUCGGAAACUGAGAUUAGUGUACGAUAAGUGCAAUGAAAAUUGUGCAGGACUUGAACCUAUUCCAAUAGAGCAGCUCAUUCCUUAUGUGGAAGAGGAUGGCUUUAAACAUGAUGAUCGAGGAGCCACCAAUCAGCUACUCUUUGCUAGUGAAGAAAGACGGGAAAUCAUGGAAGUUAUCAAGAAACUGAAACAGAAGAAUCAACAGCUGAAGCAAAUCAUGGAUCAAUUGCGGAAUCUCAUUUGGGACAUAAAUGCCAUGUUAGCAAUGAGGAACUGAAUACGUUUUCUUUCUUUCUCAUUAUAAUAUUUGAUGUUAUUUGUUACAGAAGAAUAACUUUUUAAAGAAGACUUGGAGGGGGGAAGGGUAUCUUAUUUUUCCCCCCAAAAUGUUUUGAAACAGCGAGACCCACAGGUAUUCGAUUGUACCUUAAAUAAUCAUGUAUAUAUUUGUUAUAUUUUGGUUAUGUAUAUUUAAUCCCUGAAGUUCUAGACAGCGAAUAAAUUCAAUGUGAGCUUUAAUUUUCA
Molecule: messenger RNA, 1202 nt
Organism: Crotalus tigris (Tiger rattlesnake)
Lineage: Eukaryota; Metazoa; Chordata; Lepidosauria; Squamata; Viperidae
Gene: MED30
Product: mediator complex subunit 30
Exons: 5
Coding region: 412-954 (180 amino acids)
Biological process (GO): positive regulation of DNA-templated transcription
Cellular component (GO): mediator complex
Molecular function (GO): transcription coregulator activity
Source: RefSeq, a predicted model, not a curated record